UCAUUCGUGUCUCGCGUCAUCAUUACUCCCGUAAGGGUGUGGCGUAGGGCAAGUUGCAAAAUCUGUAACACAUUCAUAGAGUUCCACGUUCAUUUUCAUAAAAGGCCAUGUUACAUUCGUCGAGAUCGGAUUGGCUGUCUUGAUUUAAAAUCUGACAGAAAUAUGAAUGUAACAAUUGUAUGACAAUCACAUACGUGUAAUCCCUCGGCAUUAUCUGUUUUUAAUUAAUUAAUGAAUAUGCUAUAAAUUUUUACAUUAAAGCAAUGAUUAAUUGCAAGUGAAUAAAUAAAACAAGAGGUGGAAAUAUUUCUUGAUGUUCAAACGUAUAAUUGUUCUCUUCUGUUAAAAUAUGCCAGGGGUUACAGAAAUGUCAUUGGAUCAUAUGUUUUGCUCUCGCUGCAGAGAAGGUUUUGCCGCGCAUGAAAAGAUUGUUAACUCAAAUGGCGAAUUGUGGCAUCCACAAUGUUUUGUAUGCGCACAAUGCUUUAGACCAUUUCCAGAUGGAAUCUUCUAUGAGUUUGAAGGAUACAAGUAUUGCGAACAUGACUUUCAUGUUCUGUUUGCCCCAUGCUGCGGCAAAUGUGGUGAAUUUGUUAUUGGCCGUGUGAUUAAGGCAAUGAAUUCAAAUUGGCAUCCACAAUGCUUUCGCUGUGAAGAGUGCAACGGUGAAUUGGCAGAUGCAGGCUUUAUCAAGUGUCAAGGCAGAGCACUAUGUCACACAUGCAACGCUAGAGUGAAAGCUGGCGUGCUCGGGAAACACAUAUGCCAUCAAUGCCAUGGAGUAAUUGAUGACAAGCCUUUACGUUUUCGUGGCGAACUUUAUCAUCCAUAUCACUUUAACUGUACAACAUGUGGUGUAGAACUCAAUUCUGAAGCCAGAGAAGUUCGUUCUCGACCUGGGUACGCUGCUAAUGAAAUGAACGAAUUGUAUUGCUUACGAUGCCAUGAUAAAAUGGGAAUUCCAAUUUGUGGUGCGUGUCGGCGUCCCAUUGAAGAACGCGUAGUAACUGCGCUUGGUAAACAUUGGCAUGUAGAACAUUUCGUAUGUGCAAAGUGUGAGAAACCCUUUCUAGGCCAUCGUCAUUAUGAGAAGAAGGGUCUCGCAUAUUGCGAGACUCAUUAUCAUCAGUUAUUUGGAAAUCUUUGUUUUGUCUGUAAUCAAGUUAUUUCUGGAGAUGUUUUUACAGCAUUGAACAAGGCAUGGUGCGUCCAUCACUUCGCGUGUGCAUUCUGCGAUCAGAAAAUGAAUCAAAAGACAAAAUUUUUUGAAUUCGAUCUAAAGCCGGCGUGCAAGAAAUGCUAUGAUAAAUUUCCGCAAGAAUUGAAGAAACGGAUGCGACGUAUGUAUGAUUUGAAUCCUAAAAGGCUUCCACCAGUGUAAACGCAGAUCCUAUUCUUCUGUAUAAAUCUAUAAGGUCGAUCAAAUAUUUUGCGUUUACAGUGCCUUAUCCGCUUAAUAUAUUAACAAAAAAUAUAUUUAAUCUUUAUAAAUAUAUAAAUAUAUUUAAUCUUUUAUAUUGCAUUGUAAGCUAUAUGGAAUGUAUCAAAGCUAUCUCCAUUCUAUAGCUAAUAAGUACUUUGAUAUAGUAUUAUUAUAAUUAUUUUUAAUGUAACUUAUAAUCAAGAAACUAUUAAUGUUCUAAAUAUUCUUCUCAGUUUGAUAUCUGGGUGUAAGAAAAAGCGUGCAAUAGUUUUGAAACAUCUUGUAUAGCCAAGAUACAAUGCUAAUUUAUAUGUUAAAUGUGCGACAAGUAAUAGCAGAUAUUUUUGAUUAAAUUGUAAUAUAUACUGUAUGUGUAGCUCACUCUAUUUAAAUAUUUUUAAACUUA
Messenger RNA from Cataglyphis hispanica, 1829 nucleotides. RefSeq names its product LIM and senescent cell antigen-like-containing domain protein 1 (gene stck). Bases 350 to 1381 code for a protein of 343 amino acids. Gene Ontology annotation, biological process: cell-cell adhesion; positive regulation of substrate adhesion-dependent cell spreading; positive regulation of integrin-mediated signaling pathway. NCBI's taxonomy places the organism in Eukaryota, Metazoa, Arthropoda, Insecta, Hymenoptera, Formicidae. The transcript has 8 exons. The record is from RefSeq and is a predicted model, not a curated record. Gene Ontology annotation, cellular component: cytoplasm; cell-cell junction; focal adhesion.